Messenger RNA from Aspergillus candidus, 1674 nucleotides. RefSeq names its product putative extracellular lipase. Bases 1 to 1674 code for a protein of 557 amino acids. The record is from RefSeq and is a predicted model, not a curated record. NCBI's taxonomy places the organism in Eukaryota, Fungi, Ascomycota, Eurotiomycetes, Eurotiales, Aspergillaceae. The transcript has a single exon.
AUGAUCUUUCGUUCUCUCGUGCCACUCCUCGCAUUGGCGUCGGCCGUUGUCGCGACGCCAACGGUGACCAUCGCAGAGCCCUCUGCCACCAUCAUCGGCAGCGAUGGCCUAAGCCAGGUGGAAAAGUUCAACAACAUCCCCUUUGCGCAGCAACCCACCGGAUCGCUUCGUCUGAGACCCCCUCGUCCCUUGGAUAAACCGCUCGGGACGGUCGAGGCGACCGGAAUCUCAAAAUCGUGCCCGCAAUUCUUCUUCUCAACUGAUAAUACCGAGUUUCCCGGUUCGUUGGUCGGCCAGUUGGCGAACCAUCCGCUGCUCCAGAAGGUGGUCAGUGAGGGAGAGGACUGCCUGGGACUCAACAUUCGACGCCCAGCGGGCACCACACCCGAGUCGAAGCUGCCCGUGCUGGUGUGGUUCUUUGGUGGUGGCUUCGAGCUGGGCUCGUCGCUGAUGUACGAUGGCACGCCCCUGGUCAGCAGCUCGGUGGACUUGGACAUGCCGGUCAUCUUUGUCGGCAUCAGCUACCGCGUCGCUGGGUUUGGAUUCUUGCCUGGGAAAGAGGUUCUGGAAGACGGCGCGUCCAAUUUAGGUCUGCUAGACCAGCGGGCAGGGCUGCAGUGGGUCGCCGACAACAUUGCAGCUUUUGGAGGCGAUCCAGACCGGGUGACAAUCUGGGGCGAGUCGGCAGGCUCCAUUUCCGUCUAUGACCAGAUGAUUCUGUUUGGAGGGGACCAUACUUACAAGGGGAAGCCUCUGUUCCAGGGCGGCAUUAUGAGUUCCGGCGGGGCUACCCCAGCGGAACCCAUGGACAGCAAGAGAGCCCAGCGCAUCUACGACAAGGUGGUCUCGGUCGCCAAAUGCGAUAAGGCCCCCAGCUCCUUGGAGUGUCUUCGCGAACUCGACUACGACGAUCUCCUCAACGCUACUAAUUCCGUGCCGGGGCUGCUCAGCUACUACUCUCCCGCGCUGUCAUAUCUGCCUCGUCCCGAUGGAAAAGUUCUGACGGAGAGCCCCGAACGACUUGGCAAGGCCGGCAAGUACGCGCGCGUUCCAUUUAUCAUCGGCGAUCAAGAAGACGAGGGGACCUUGUUUGCCCUGUUCCAGAGCAACAUCACCACCACGGACGACCUCGUCGACUACCUCAGCGGAUAUCUAUGGGACGAGGCGAGCCGCGAGCAGCUGGAGGAGCUGGUCGCCUCAUAUCAGGACAUCACCACGCACGGCUCGCCGUUCCGCACCGGUAUGCUCAAUAAUUGGUACCCCCAGUUCAAGCGCCUGGCUGCCAUUCUGGGCGACGUGCUCUUUAAUCUCUCGCGACGGGUGCUUCUGAACAACGCCGCUGAGGUGUCCCCCGACGUUCCCAGCUGGUCUUACCUGUCGUCGUAUAACUACGGCACGCCCAUACUGGGCACCGUGCACGGUACCGAUAUUCUACAGGUGUUCUACGGCAUCCUCCCCAACUACGCCUCGCGUGCUAUUCACACCUACUUUUUCAGCUUCGUCUACGACCAGGACCCGAACUCGCGUCGCGGCGAUUUGAUGGAGUGGCCGCAGUGGAAGGACAAGAAGCAGCUCAUGCAAUUCUUUAACGAUCAUGCGGAGCUACUGACCGAUGACUAUCGAUCGGAUUCAUAUGAGGUCCUUGUCAAGAUUGGGGAUUCUCUACAUAUUUGA